Pan troglodytes (chimpanzee) is the source of this 2020-nucleotide messenger RNA. It is a transcript of the gene TAS2R8, whose product is annotated as taste 2 receptor member 8. NCBI's taxonomy places the organism in Eukaryota, Metazoa, Chordata, Mammalia, Primates, Hominidae. Gene Ontology annotation, molecular function: bitter taste receptor activity; G protein-coupled receptor activity. The transcript has a single exon. Gene Ontology annotation, cellular component: membrane. Gene Ontology annotation, biological process: G protein-coupled receptor signaling pathway; detection of chemical stimulus involved in sensory perception of bitter taste; sensory perception of taste. The record is from RefSeq and is a predicted model, not a curated record. Bases 15 to 944 code for a protein of 309 amino acids.
UUCUCUCUACAAACAUGUUCAGUCCUGCAGAUAACAUCUUUAUAAUCCUAAUAACUGGAGAAUUCAUACUAGGAAUAUUGGGGAAUGGAUACAUUGCACUAGUCAACUGGAUUGACUGGAUUAAGAAGAAAAAGAUUUCCACAGUUGACUACAUCCUUACCAAUUUAGUUAUCGCCAGAAUUUGUUUGAUCAGUGUAAUGGUUGUAAAUGGCAUUGUAAUAGUACUGAACCCAGAUGUUUAUACAAAAAAUAAACAACAGAUAGUCAUUUUUACCUUCUGGACAUUUGCCAACUACUUAAAUAUGUGGAUUACCACCUGCCUUAAUGUCUUCUAUUUUCUGAAGAUAGCCAGUUCCUCUCAUCCACUUUUUCUCUGGCUGAAGUGGAAAAUUGAUAUGGUGGUGCACUGGAUCCUGCUGGGAUGCUUUGCCAUUUCCUUGUUGGUCAGCCUUAUAGCAGCAAUAGUACUGAGUUGUGAUUAUAGGUUUCAUGCAAUUGCCAAACAUAAAAGAAACAUUACUGAAAUGUUCCAUGUGAGUAAAAUACCAUACUUUGAACCCUUGACUCUCUUUAACCUGUUUGCAAUUGUCCCAUUUAUUGUGUCACUGAUAUCAUUUUUCCUUUUAGUAAGAUCUUUAUGGAGACAUACCAAGCAAAUAAAACUCUAUGCUACCGGCAGUAGAGACCCCAGCACAGAAGUUCAUGUGAGAGCCAUUAAAACUAUGACUUCAUUUAUCUUCUUUUUUUUCCUAUACUUUAUUUCUUCUAUUUUGAUGACCUUUAGCUAUCUUAUGACAAAAUACAAGUUAGCUGUGGAGUUUGGAGAGAUUGCAGCAAUUCUCUACCCCUUGGGUCACUCACUUAUUUUAAUUGUUUUAAAUAAUAAACUGAGGCAGAUAUUUGUCAGAAUGCUGACAUGUAGAAAAAUUGCCUGUGUGAUAUGAAAUCUUAGCUGUAUAAAUGGAAUUUAAGACCAAAUCUUCUCUAACAAAAAAUAUAAUUUUCUUAAUAGUCUAUCCUCAUUUUUCCCCAGUUAUCUCAUUUAUUUUGGAUGCAUAUCUUUAAAUAUUAUUAGGACCUAGUAGCAAACUACUGAAUACAUCUUUUCUAUCCCUUUACAACCCAGAAAUGCUCAUCUUUACACUCCCUUUCCUCGAAGAAUUUCAGAGCUCAUGCUUCUCUUCUUGUCUCCUCAACGCAAGUGUUAGGCAUGUAUUGCCUAGUUAAAGUCUUUUUAGAUUUUACUUUGGCUCAUGGUAAAGUGGACCUGAGCUACAGUAACUGGUUUCUCAUUUUUCUUUGUCAUACAUUUUUAUUGCCGCUCCUUAAUUGUGCUCCUUUCAUGGCUCUGCUGAGUCACCCCCAUUUGGCUUAUUGAUUAGGAACUCAGAUGUUCUCUGGUCUGUCUUUGGUUUUCCCGAAUAAUGAUUUCCAUGGUCUCCUAGGUAAUAUUUUCUGGUUGACCUUAUUCCGAUGAUUUCUAUUGAUUUUCCUUGGAAUUAAAUUUCCUCUCAAACAACUUGCUUUUCAUGCAGCACCUAGGUGGGAAUCGAACCCAUUCAAGUGCCACCCACCAAGGGGUGUUCCUAAGCCCUCUUCACAAUCUGGAUAAAAGAAUGGGGAUAACAAAUAUCAGUCAGAUUGCUCACUCAGGUUCUUUUCUCUAACCAGACCCUGCAAAGGUUUUCACUCAGGACUUAACAAAAGAAAUAAAUUGGGAAGAAAAUAGCGUAUACCAUGGAAUAAGCACAUACUGUCACUGGAAGAAGAAACGAAUGUUUACCAAAAAUACAGAUAAAUUUUUAUUAAAAAAAGGAAAAUAAGUCACUAAAAUUUUUAAUUUUUCUGUGAACAUGAAAUCCAUCCUCACUAUAAUAUUAUUGAAACGUUUGGUCUGGCAUAUCUCAGGUUGUGUAUGUACUAAUAUGGCUGCACAUUAUUGCUUUUACUCCCAUUACUUUCUGUUUAAUUCUGAUGUAUUUCAAUCUACUAAUUUCCUUUUAUUAUAACUAAAAUACUA